Molecule: messenger RNA, 612 nt
Organism: Parastagonospora nodorum SN15
Lineage: Eukaryota; Fungi; Ascomycota; Dothideomycetes; Pleosporales; Phaeosphaeriaceae
Exons: 2
Coding region: 1-612 (203 amino acids)
Source: RefSeq, a predicted model, not a curated record
AUGCGCCCCGUCUUCGCCCCAUUACUCCUUGCGCCCCUCGCCGCGCUCGCAAACCCCGACCUCAUCGCACCCUUCGAACUCGCCCUCCCCAUCUCGGAAAACAACUCCACCGACAAUGAAGUAAUCGACCUCCUCAAGCGCCAAAACAACGCCUGCGCAACAAACUACUACGCCUGCGCCGCCCUCAACGCCCCGGGGCUCUGCUGCCCGCGCACCGCAAUCUGCACCGCCGACUCGAACCGCGCCGUCGCCUGCUGUCCGCAAGGCGCGCAAUGCACGGGAACCCUGGGCGUCCCAGCAGCAACCACGGCAUCGCUCCCCUCGACCGCGCUCGCCACAACCACCACCACCGCGCCGCCCUUCCAAGCCUCCAGCAUCCCCAACGCAGGCUCAGCUCCGCUGUCAACGGUACCCAACGCCUUCUACCCCUUCCCCGCCAUCCCCACUACUUACACAAACGCAGCUGCCUGCAGCGCUGCUUAUUCCUCUUGCAGCAAUGAUGCUGCAAGUUGCACGACUGCGCUAGCGAAUGGCGCCAUGGGCGUCACGGUGAGUGCGCCGAAUGGCGGCGCGACCAUCACGGCUGUACCGAGCGUCGGGCUGCUUGAGUAG